UUGUGUGACUUGCUUGAUGUAUUGUUAAUCUUUUAAAUUUGGUUUAGCACAACUUAAAACGAUAGGAAGACAAACUUGUCGGCCAAGUAAUUCAAUUGGCUCUCGAUAUUGUCAGUCUACGUUGUCAGUUUUCAGGGGAUCCUAUUGGCUGAUGUUGCUGUCAGUUAUCAGUGACGGUGGGGCUGAUUUUCCUGGUGCGCUGUUGUAACAAGGAGGGAGCGUGGAGCAGUGUGCAGCCUGACGGAGAGCUCUUCUGCUGGAGCCCCAUUAGCUCCACAUGUAUGCGGCACUAUUGUUGUUCAGUAGCCGCCCGACGCCUCUCGGAGCAGCCAAUGGGAAAUGCACGACCUUUGAAGAGACGUUAGUAGCAUUUCCUUCGCUCGUUUCCUCACUGGUGUGUGGAUAUCAGGCGCGUUCACACCGGCGGAUACCAGUUGGCAGCCUGUUUGUAAAGCUAGGUCUCCACUGUCCGGAUGGAUAAAACUGUUCGGAAAGUUCGGAAUCGGGACACCAACCCAUGCAUCGAAGAAAGCGAUGCCUCCCAGAAGUGUUUGGGUGCUUACAACUAUGAUUCAAGCAUGUGCUCAGCUUAUUUCCAGAGAUAUAAGAACUGUCGGAAAUACUGGCACAGCAUAAUGCUACAGAGGAGAAGAGACGGCGUGAGACCCGACAUGCCCACUGCUGCAGAGAGGCAAGAGAUGCUCGCUGCUGUUGGAGGCAACCCGUACUGAGACACGGAGGACAUUUAGUACCCUGGUGAUACCAGUACAAUGCUUGGCUGGUUACACUGGGACCAGGUUGUGUGGAAGAGACCAUCUGUAAGUGGUCUAUCAUAAAAAGAAAAUGAUAUUGUUAUUGUUUAUUGAGGUUUAUGAAUGUUGGCCUGACACUACAUAAAAUGAGUUAAGAGCUUUUUGUUUGAAGGAAAACAUCUUGUACAACUGAGAUCCUGUUUUGUGUCGAUUAGUCCUGAACAAGUGAACCAAAGAGCUCAACUGUAUAUUCACAACAUGAAACUGUGGAGGACUUCUCCAUCUAUGACAUCUAAAGUCUGAUAUCUAUCAUCUGUCUAGCCUUAAUAGAAUAGCAGUGUUGUAUCUACAUUAUUAUUUCCCUAAUUUGAUUAGUUAGAUUUUAUGAUAUUCUAUUCAGUUUAUUUUGUAUAGCCCAAUAUUACAAAUUUGCCUCAGAGAGCAUUACAAUCUGUACACAUACGACAUCCCUGACCUUUGACCUCCCAUCGGAUCAGGAAAAACUCCCCAAAAAUAACCUUUCACAGGGAAAAAAGUGAAGAACCCUUCAGGAGAGCAACAGAGGAGGAUCCCUCUCCCCGGAUGGACAGAAGAAUAGAUGUCAUGUGACCAGAUGAACAGAGUUACAUAAACACAUUACAUGAAUAUGACAAUGUAUGAAUGGAAUUCCAAUCCAUGAAACAGAAGGAGGUAGAGAUAUCUAAAGUCAGAACAAUAAUCAGAUGAUUGAUAAUUGCAAGAAAGCACAGAACCUUGUGGAACUCCGUGAUUAACGUUGGUGGUCAUUGAGGCUUCAUCGUUUACAAAUACAAACUGAGAUCAAUCUGAUAAAUAGGAUUUAAACCAACUUAGUGCGGUACCUGAAAUGACAAUCGACUGAUCCAGUCUCUGUAAUAGGAUGUCAUGAUCAAUGGUGCCUCGAGGAAUGUGAGUAUUAAUAUGACUUGGAGGAGUUGAUUCAUUUAGGCUGACAUAUUCUUCAUGGCUCAGCCAGGUUUCCCACAUUGUUUGCUGGGCACCUGGACAACCAGUGGUUGAAGAUGACAUGUAUCUAUACAUGUCAUCAUUGAUCAGAUUAGGGAGAGGGCCAGAAAAAAUAAUACAUAAAUAAAAGAAGUCCACUGUUCAUAUCAUUUAACAGAAAAAGGUAAGAUCAGAAGAAAACUAAUGUACAUGAAAAGAGAUGCAUUCAUGAUCAGAGAAAGGCCCUAGAUACAUUUUAGCUGUCUGGAAAGAUGCUGGAUGCUAUAUAAUGUCAUACCAGUCCAGUUAUAUAGACCGAUAGCUUAGAUGUCACAUACAGGCCAUAAGUAUUUGGACUCUGACACUGUUUUUCUAAUUUUGCCUGGUUCCACGACUGCAAUGGAUUUAAAAUAAAGCAAUCGAUAUGUG
Molecule: messenger RNA, 2144 nt
Organism: Cyclopterus lumpus (lumpfish)
Lineage: Eukaryota; Metazoa; Chordata; Actinopteri; Perciformes; Cyclopteridae
Gene: chchd7
Product: coiled-coil-helix-coiled-coil-helix domain containing 7
Exons: 4
Coding region: 474-731 (85 amino acids)
Source: RefSeq, a predicted model, not a curated record